Molecule: messenger RNA, 1213 nt
Organism: Tuber melanosporum (Perigord truffle)
Lineage: Eukaryota; Fungi; Ascomycota; Pezizomycetes; Pezizales; Tuberaceae
Exons: 3
Coding region: 64-1065 (333 amino acids)
Molecular function (GO): catalytic activity
Source: RefSeq, a predicted model, not a curated record
CUAACUCCAACCCAAUCCUCACCAACACACUCUACACAUCACAGAACUCGCCCAUAGUUCACGAUGCCCAGUCUGAUGCUAACAGUAGCCCAAUUUGCCACCUCUAACACCCUAGCGGAAAGCCUCUCGAGGCUCAAGGAAAUAACCACAACCGCUGCCAGCGCGGGCACAAACCUCAUCCUCUUCCCGGAAGCCUUCCUGGGGGGGUACCCGCGCACCAGCACCUUUGGAGCGAGAGUAGGCUCCCGGACAAAUACGGGUAGAAUUCAGUAUCACGAGUACUGGACACAAGCCGUCGACCUGGGUGAUACCCACCCGGACGGACUAGGCGUGUACGAUACGCCCGGAGACGGCACGCGCGGGUUCUUGGAACACGUCGCGAAGGAUACGGGGGUAUUUUUGGUGGUUGGCGUGGUGGAGAAAGUUGGUGCUACGCUGUUUUGCUCGGUUGUGUUCGUGUGUCCGAGGAGUGGGGUUGUGGGGAAGAGAAGGAAGGUUAUGCCGACCGGGACGGAAAGAGUAGUUUGGGGCAUUGGAUCUCCAAAAACCUUGAAAGCUAUUAAAACCGAGAUUGCCGGUCAGAAGGUUACUCUUGGUGCGGCGAUUUGCUGGGAGAAUUACAUGCCCCUCUUACGCGCAACCCUCUACACACAAAACACCAGUAUAUACCUCGCGCCCACCGCCGACGCCCGCGAAUCCUGUAUCUCAACAAUGAGGCACAUAGCCCUAGAAGGGCGAUGCUAUGUGCUCGGGUGCAACCAAUUUGUGACGAACCACACGCUUCCACCGUUCGCGGACGAUAUGGCUAGCGCGGCGUGCAGCGAGGAGGAGGAGGGGGAGACACCGGCAGAAGCGGUUCUAUGUAAUGGUGGGUCUGUAGUGUUUGGCCCCAUGGGGGAGGUGCUUGCAGGGCCCCUGUGGGGACAGGAGGGCACGUUGAGUGUUGUAGUCGAAGAUUUAGAGAGAGAGGUAGUGAAGGCAAAGAUGGACUUUGAUGGCGGGUUUGCGGGGCAUUAUUCCCGGUGGGAUGCAUUUAGGUUGGAGGUUAUGGGGUUGGAGCUGUGAGUGAGAUGGGGGUGGUCAACCCUAGGAGAAAAUCUCCCCAUUCUGGCAGGCGUGUAUCAUACCAAUCUGCUCUUAUCUUAUCUAUCAUACCGAUGGCAAGAUAUGUUAAGGACAAUAAAAAAAUCAGAUAUUUAUUUUUUCUAUCACA